GAUGCCAGUCAAGUCCUUUGUUUGAUUGUCGCGUGUGGUAAAUAGGGGUGCGAACGAACGGCCGACAGGGAGGACGAGGGGGAGGAGCGGGAGGAUUUCAGGGAGGAAAGCGAGGGAGGAGCCGUGGGUUCGAUGGAGGACAGGCGACACAAGUACAAUGCGACAGAUCAGCCCGAGCGAUCGGAUACAAUUGGUAUGAUGGGCAGAGGCGGUGGAGGAGGAAGAGGACGUGAGGAGGUGGGGAGAGGAGAGAAGAGGAGCGGAGCGGAAAGAAGGGUUGAAGAGUUCAAGAGGUUAAAGAGGAGGAUGAGGAGGAUGAGCAGAGCAUGGACCGGUCUGGAGUCUUAGCAGCUGAGAGGAUUUGCUUCCGGAAAAA
Messenger RNA from Amorphotheca resinae ATCC 22711, 376 nucleotides. RefSeq lists its product as hypothetical. NCBI's taxonomy places the organism in Eukaryota, Fungi, Ascomycota, Leotiomycetes, Helotiales, Amorphothecaceae. The record is from RefSeq and is a predicted model, not a curated record. The transcript has a single exon. The coding region runs from base 133 to 348 and encodes 71 amino acids.